Messenger RNA from Sporothrix schenckii 1099-18, 1338 nucleotides. RefSeq names its product sugar transporter. Bases 1 to 1338 code for a protein of 445 amino acids. The record is from RefSeq and is a predicted model, not a curated record. Gene Ontology annotation, molecular function: carbohydrate:proton symporter activity. Gene Ontology annotation, cellular component: membrane. Gene Ontology annotation, biological process: carbohydrate transport; transmembrane transport. NCBI's taxonomy places the organism in Eukaryota, Fungi, Ascomycota, Sordariomycetes, Ophiostomatales, Ophiostomataceae. The transcript has a single exon.
AUGCAUGUUUUGCUGACGCAGCCUGCCCUGCUCCUGUGCCACAGAAUCGGCUGCUUCGCUGGCGCCAUCUGCGUCUUCAUCGUGGGCGAACGGCUCGGUCGCCGCAAGUGUCUGUAUGUCGGCGCCGUCCUCAUGGCCAUUGGCGCCGUCCUGCAAGCCUCGUCGUUUGGCGUCGCCCAGAUCAUUGUGGGCCGCGUUGUCUGCGGCUGGGGCAACGGCUUCAACACGGCCACCACGCCGCUCUGGGUCAGCGAGCUGAGCCCGGCCAAGUCGCGGGGCCGUCUGGUGGCCGCCGAGGGCACCCUGAUUGCCUUUGGCAUUGUCAUUGCCUCCUACUUCAACAUCGGCAUGUACUACGCUAGCGGGCCCGUCGUGUGGCGCGCGCCCAUUGCCGCCCAGCUGCUGUUUAUCGUCGUCCAGGUCGCGCUGACCGCCGUCCUCCCCGAGUCGCCGCGCUGGCUCACAAAGCACGGCCGGCACCAGGAGGCCGUAGACAUUCUCGCUCAGCUGCACAGCCGCGACGCCGCCCUCGACGACCCUGCCGUCCUCCAGACAAAAGCGGCCAUUGACGCGGCCCUGGCCUUGGAGCAGGCCGGCGGGCCCUGGCGGCUGUCCGAAGCCUUCCAAAGCGGGCCCCUCAAGAUCCGCCGCCGCUACAUGCUUGCUUUUGGACUCCAAGCGGCGCAACAGCUGAGCGGUGUGAACAUCUUAAUUUAUUAUUUUCCGCACAUUCUAACGACCAAUCUCGGCAUGGCCACAGAGACGGCCCUGCAGCUGGCCGCCGGGCUGUCGGUGUCCUACUUUGUCUUUUCCCUCGUCCCGCUGUUCUGGCUCGACCGCAUGAGCCGCCGCAAGCCGCUGGUGGGCGGUGCCUUUGUGUGUGCCCUCUGCUUCCUCAUGGCCGCCAUACUCCAGUCGACCCCCACCGACGGCCGCGUCAAGGCAUCGCUGGCCUUCUUUUUUCUCUAUUUGGCCGUCUUUGGCAUGGGCUGGCUCGCCAUCCCCUGGUUGUACCCGGCCGAAAUUAUGCCCCUGCGGCACCGCACACACUCGGCCGCCAUUGCCACCGCCGCCGACUGGAUCUUCAACUACAUGAUUGUCCAGAUCACGCCCAUUAUGAUCUCCAACAUCUCCUGGCGCUCCUACAUCAUCUUCUUCGUCAUCAACCUCGCCAUUGCCGUCGCCGUCUUUCUUUUUUACCCAGAAACCUCGGGCCGGUCGCUUGAGGAAAUGGAUUCUCUCUUCUUGGGCGACGGAGACCACGUCUUCGUUGUCAACGCCAAAGGCCAGCUGCGUGCCGCCUUUCGUAGUCAGUACGCCAGGGACGAGGAGGCGUAA